AUGGCUUCUCAUACAGAUGGUCCAAAGUCAGCCGCCACCCCAGGGGAGGCUUUGCAGACGGACGAAACGCAGGAGCAGAAAGACGAGCGAUUCCGCAAGCUCUAUCGCCACCCGCCAGACUUCAAGCAGAUUGCCGCCCUAGACGCUGAUUUCGCCGCAGUAGUUCAGGGCCGAGAGCUGGAUUUUAAAGAUCCAAGGGCCGUCAUGCAACUGUCCAAAACACUCCUUAAACACGAUUUUGGUCUUUCACUAGACCUGCCGGAUAAUCGCCUUUGUCCUCCGAUACCCAAUAGGCAUACGUACAUCCUCUGGCUGAAAGAGUUGCUCGAUUCAACUAGCUACGACACUCCCGGAAAGCUCGUCGGGAUAGACAUCGGAACAGGGGCGAGUUGCAUAUACCCAAUGCUUGGAUGCAUUCAAAGGCCCUGGUCAUUCAUUGCCGCUGAUAUCGACGAUGAGAGUCUGCGCUGGGCAAAGAAGAACAUCGAGAAAAAUCACCUGCAACACCAAAUCAAACUCGUCAAGUCCAAUUCCGACGGUCCUAUCAUCCCCAUAGUAUCUGCGCCCGCGGAAGACGUGGCCUUUGUCAUGACCAACCCACCUUUCUACAAGUCGGCCGAAGAGAUGGCGCAACGGGCCGCCGAAAAGUCGCUUCCACCACUGACGGCCUGCACCGGCGCCCCCGUCGAGAUGGUGACGGGCGGUGGCGAGGUCGCUUUUGUCGGGCGCAUCCUCGACGAGUCUCUGGCGCUGCGAGGGCUCGUCCGCUGGUACACGGCCAUGCUCGGCUUCCAGUCCAGCGUCGCAGCGCUGGUCCGGCGGCUGCGUGACCACGACAUCGGCAACUACGCCGUCACUGAGUUCGCGCAGGGCAGUCGGACGAGGCGCUGGGCCGUCGCGUGGAGCUUCCACGCCAUGCGCCCGCCGCAGGCGAUUGCACGCGGCGCCACGGCAAACGCCCUGCGAGGCAGCCUGCCUGCGCACACGGAGAUGACGGCCGUGGCGCUCCCGGCGUUUAGGGCGGUUUCCAAGUUUGCCGAAGGGCUGCACGACGCGAUGGCGUCGCUCGAGACGACACACUGGGAAUGGGACAGGCAGAAGCUGGAGGGCAGGUUGAGGGUGGCGGACAAGGUGUGGACGCGGGCGUGGCGGCGGCAACAACAGCGCGGCAUGGACACAAGCCCAGAAGCAAAGGACAGGUGCGCCAAGGAAGACAUUGGCUUUGGGGUAUACAUCAACGUGAAUCUAGAUGGUAUCGUGGUUCGCUGCCGCUGGAUCGAAGGACACCAGGAAUCGGCGUUUAUCAGCUUCGCCGGCUACCUCAAGACGACAGCCAAGAAGGUUUAUGACGGCCUCGAGGAAAAUCAAAAGCCCGAAAAGGCAGAAUAA
Messenger RNA from Cordyceps fumosorosea ARSEF 2679, 1389 nucleotides. RefSeq lists its product as hypothetical. Gene Ontology annotation, molecular function: 23S rRNA (adenine(1618)-N(6))-methyltransferase activity. The record is from RefSeq and is a predicted model, not a curated record. Lineage: Eukaryota; Fungi; Ascomycota; Sordariomycetes; Hypocreales; Cordycipitaceae. Gene Ontology annotation, biological process: rRNA base methylation. The transcript has 4 exons. Bases 1 to 1389 code for a protein of 462 amino acids. Gene Ontology annotation, cellular component: nucleus.